AUGUUUGUAGGGUUCCUUGGUUGCUAUGGUGCCAUCCAGGAAUCUCAGUGUCUCCUGGGAACGGUGAGUGAGUGACCACUAGAGGGCAGCAAACACACCGCGUCUCUAAGGGCAUACGCUCCAACAUUGGAGAGUAGCACGGCCCUAUAGCGCUCUCUCUCUCAGGAAUGGAAUAUAUAUUUUGUUAUCCAUUGGUUAGAACGUUAAAUGUGUCUUUUGCCUUUAUUAAAACAUCCAGAUAUACACACAUGUUGAGAGGCACAGGGUCAGCCGUAGUGCAGCGAUCCUAGAUGGACAGCAAUAUUGACAGACCUCUCAACACGGGAGAGUACCACAUCCUUACAGCUUUCCCUUUCAGUAGCACAGCCAUCUAUGUGUCUCUCUGUGUCUCUCUGUGUCUCUCUGUGUCUCUCUGUGUCUCUCUGUGUCUCUCUGUGUCUCUCUGUGUCUCUCUGUGUCUGUGUAACACCGCUCUCUUUCUCAGUAACACUGCCCUACAGCGCUCUCUCUCUCAGUAACACAGCCGUUCAACACACAGGAGAGUAACACAGCCUUUCAAAUCUCUGGGCCCAUCUCUCAAUAACAAACCCUCCAGUUCUCUCUUUCUCAGAGAACAAUCCUUUUUUGUGGAAGAUCAAGUUUUGGCCUUCAGUUAGGUAAAGCCCUGAGAUGACACUUAUCCCCAUGUUUAAAGCUUGACAAAUUCAUCUCUCUUUCAGUUCUUCUUCAUGCUGGUGUGCCUCUUCGCCUGUGAGGUGGCUGCUGGGAUCUGGGGAUUCAGUAACCGAGACACAGUAAGACACACGCACACACACGCGCACACACAUGCACACACACACACACACACACACACACACAUCGACUUUACCAGCUUUGCUAUCUUUGUUCGUUCCAGAUCUCCAAGGAGAUGAUUAACUUCUAUGAUGUGGCUUACAUAAAGUCAGUGGAUGUCGUAGACUCUCCCACCAAAACAGCUGCUAUCAAAGUCCUGGAGGUGUUCCAUGAGACUGUACGUCAUCCCUCUCACCUCUGGGUUAUUUCAUCAUCGUAUCAAUCUGUUAAAUGGAGUGUAGCAUAAUGUAGUAAUGUGAUCAUAAAAUAAUGUAGUAAUGUGAUCAUAAAGCAGUAGCUAUUCUUGUCGAUCCUGUGAUCAUAAUUGGCUGCGUUUACAUCUUUUUUUUUCUCCAUUAAUUGGUCAAUUGAACCAAUCAGAUCAGCUGUGAAAAAGAGCUUGUCUGAAAAGAUCUGAUGUGAUUGGUCAAAAGACCAAUUAGUGGGGGAAAGAAUAAUCAGAAUUGGGCUGCUGGAGUAAAUGCAGCCAAUGUUGAAAAUGUAUCUGUUAUUGUUGAGGGGAAAAAGAUGCACAUUAUAUUAUUUCAGAGUUAUUUCAUGAUAACCGUGGUCAAAUUUUUGGAACAAUAUAAAAUAUAUUCUCCUCAAUGUAAUAGUUGUACUGUGAUGGUUCUAUAGAACUGAGGGAGGUCUGGGGGAGAGAAAUGUCAAUCAAUUAAUCAAUCAAUCAAUUAAUCAAUCAAUGGCAUGACUGACCGGAUGUCUCUACCUGUGUCCUCAGCUGGACUGCUGUGGUAAAGGAGAUGAUUCCCCCUUAUUCAAACAAGUAGCCGGAGCCCUGUGUCCCAAGAAGACCCUGGACGAUGCCUUGUUGAAACCACAGGUACAGUUCACACAUCGCGUUGUUCCCCCAGGUCAAUGUCCAAUGAUUCGUAAGGGGUUGGGUUAAAUAUGGAAGACACAUUUAGGUUGAACGCAUUCAGUUGUGCAACUGACGAGGUAUCCCCCCUUUCCCUUUCCAAUGUUUUGAUAUUCAGUGAAAUAGUUCAAAUGGAUGUUUUGGAAUAUUUGGAUUGGCUAAAAAAUUGACGACCCAAAACAGCUUUCUCCCCUGGGAGGGAAUCAUAAUCAUUAUUACUGUAAAUCUCUACGUACUAUUUCAAUGAAUGCUUUACACAGCACAUUGGUAUGACGGACGGGGGGGGGGGGGGGGGCGGACGGACGGACGGGGGGGGGGGGGGGGCAACAGUUUAAAUGUUGGUCCCUUAAUCCCAUCACUAUGUUCCCCUCCCACUAGAGCUGUCAUCUGAAGCUGAAGGAACUGUUCGCUGAGAAGCUCUGCCUGAUUGGUCUAGCUGCCCUGGUGGUCGCUGUCAUCAUGGUGAGUAGUGUUACCGUGGAGACUGUCCUGGACCGCAGUUGGAUCGCUUUUCUGUUAUAUUCUGUAAUCCACCGCGCUACAGUAAACACAACUUUGGAAGCCUUUGACAGUUGCUAUCUGCACAGACAGAAAGGUUCUCCUGACCUCUGCUGUCCUGACUGAGUGCAGACAGAUGUUGAAUUCUUGAUUUUUUUUUAAAGGCCUUCCUCUUCUUCUCCCACUGUAGAUCUUUGAGAUGAUCUUCACCAUGGUUCUCUGCUGUGGGAUCCGCAACGCCACCCCAGUGUACUAG
Coregonus sp. 'balchen' is the source of this 2465-nucleotide messenger RNA. NCBI's taxonomy places the organism in Eukaryota, Metazoa, Chordata, Actinopteri, Salmoniformes, Salmonidae. The record is from the annotation of a GenBank genome assembly.